AUGGCGAGGAAAGGGAAGUCAGCCGAUCUUGCAUUCCUCACCAUCAUGGCAUAUGACCGGUACAUUGCCAUUUGCGGCAGCACGCAGCAUGCAGGCUCAUACACAACAGGGGAUUUAGCUGUUUGGCUGGUGGAUAGCAGCGUUCUCUCUGUCCGGCAGGUUAGUCCUAGCCAGAACGUCACAGGGAGCGCAAACAGUUCGUCUGGGGCUGAUGAUGGCAAAGCUGAGCUGGAUUACCCUUUUGGGGAGCUCAUCAUCUCCUGUGGCUUCUUCCUGGUCUUCCUCAUCGAGAGCCUGGUGGUUCACUGCUGCCCUUCAGCCACUCAUUCCCAUGGAGCUGCAGCAUCCGACAAAGACCCCAAGGACAGCGCCCUAUCACCCAGCUCCUUCCGGGCCCUGGUGCUCUUCGUCUCGCUCUCCUUCCACUCUGUUUUCGAGGGGCUGGCUGUUGGGGUGCAGCGGGACAAAACAGAAGUGCUGCAGCUCUGUGGAGCUGUUCUGGUCCACAAGGCCAUCGUGGUCUUCAGCCUGGCCCUCAAGCUAGUGCAGAGCGGCACUCGGGCCCGCUGGAGGCUGGUCUACUUGGUGCUUUUUGCCCUUAUGUCCCCUGCUGGCAUUGCUGUGGGCAUUGGGGUCUCGUUUUCUGGGGGGGAUGCCAGCAGCCUGGCCAGGGCUGUACUGGAGGGGGUGGCAGCUGGGACUUUUCUCUAUGUCACCUUCAUAGAGAUCCUGCCCCAUGAACUGCACUCCUCAGAGGCUCCGCUGGCCAAAUUCUUCUUCAUUGGCAUUGGCUUCACAUUCAUGGCUGUCAUUGCCAUAUGGGCCUGAUGAUGGGGGAAGGCCAAGAAAUGGGAUGGGGGGCCUUUCCUCCUGGCAGGGAGGCAUGGGGAUGCCAGCUUGUGGGUGGGGGAGCUAGCUACCUGGCUCCAAAGGGUGGGGAAUAGGGCACAGGGUGCUAGUUCUGUCCCCAGGGUAGGGAGACUAGUCAGUGUGGGGUGUGGGGAGAGGUACCCCCUAGCCAGUGAGGGGUGUGGGGGACGUGGCUUAUGAGGACAGGCUGAGGGAACUGCAUUUAUUUAGUCUGGAGAAGAGAAGACUUGGA
Molecule: messenger RNA, 1102 nt
Organism: Alligator sinensis (Chinese alligator)
Lineage: Eukaryota; Metazoa; Chordata; Crocodylia; Alligatoridae
Product: zinc transporter ZIP2-like
Exons: 5
Coding region: 1-828 (275 amino acids)
Biological process (GO): zinc ion transmembrane transport
Cellular component (GO): plasma membrane
Molecular function (GO): zinc ion transmembrane transporter activity
Source: RefSeq, a predicted model, not a curated record